Histoplasma capsulatum G186AR is the source of this 1767-nucleotide messenger RNA. RefSeq names its product siderophore iron transporter. NCBI's taxonomy places the organism in Eukaryota, Fungi, Ascomycota, Eurotiomycetes, Onygenales, Ajellomycetaceae. The coding region runs from base 1 to 1767 and encodes 588 amino acids. The transcript has 3 exons. Gene Ontology annotation, molecular function: transmembrane transporter activity. Gene Ontology annotation, biological process: transmembrane transport. The record is from RefSeq and is a predicted model, not a curated record.
AUGAGAUCAGCCUUCCUCUCCAAGCUUCAGACGCAUGCGCCUGUGGCCCAGCCACAGGUAAUAAGCAGUGGAUUAGCCAAGGAAGCCGGUGAUUUGCCCCAAGAGCAAGAGGUUGACGCCGAAGACCAGCUUUCAGCAGAUGCCCAAGAUGGGGUACGCAAGAUCCAGGCCACCACCCAGGUCUGGAGCAAAGGACAUCUCAUCUUUGCAUAUGUCAUGAUAUGGGUUAUUACCUUCGUCGACACAAUGCAGCAGGGAAUGUCCAAUUCCCUUCUCCCUUAUGUUACCAGUAGUUUUAGGCUGCACUCAUUGACGGCUUCAACCAUGAUUAUGUCGAAUAUCAUCGGAGGUCUUAUCAAGUUACCACUUGCUAAGGUUCUAGAUAUCUGGGGUCGACCACAAGGCUUCCUCAUCAUGGUAGGAGCACUGACGAUCGGCCUUGUCAUGAUGGCUGCAUGCAACAAUGUCAAAACCUAUGCUGCUGCGCAAGUGUUCUACUGGGUAGGAUACAAUGGGAUGAGUUACACAAUAAGUAUUUUCAUUGCUGAUACAUCCGCUCUGAAAAAUCGAGCCCUUAUGUUUGCGUUUGUUUCGUCACCUUAUAUCGCUACUGUCUGGGUUGGCGGACCACUUGCGACGGUCUUCCUGAAUGGUCCUGGCUUCAGGUGGGGUUAUGGUGCUUUCGCCAUCAUCACUCCUGCCAUCACUUGCCCUCUGUACGCAGUGUUUGCCUGGAACUACAAAAAGGCGAAAGACGCCGGGUUGCUACCUGAAAAAACACAUAGUCGCACAUUCACCCAAUCGCUCAAACACUAUUUCUUCGAAUUCGAUAUUAUCGGGAUAAUUCUCCUAGCUAGCGGGUUGGCUUUGUUUCUCCUCCCAUUCAGCCUUUAUUCUUACCAGAAGGAUCAAUGGAGAUCAAGCCUAGUCAUCAGCAUGAUCAUCGUGGGUGGUCUCCUCCUUAUCGCUUUCGCCCUUUACGAGAAGUACCGGGCACCGGUAUGUUUCAUUCCUUUCGAACUCCUUUUCGAUCGAACUGUGUUGGGCGCCUGUAUUCUUGCUGCAAGUUUGUUUGUCAGCUUCUACAUCUGGGAUAGCUAUUUUUCAUCUUUCCUCCAAAUCGUCAACGACUUGUCAAUCACCCAGGCCAGCUAUAUCGUGAACAUAUAUAGCAUCGGCGCGUGCUUUUGGUCCAUCAUCGUAGGCAUCUUAGUGCGAUGGAGUGGGCGCUUUAAAUGGCUUGCCCUCUAUUUCGGUGUGCCUCUUACCAUUCUCGGCGUAGGCCUCAUGAUCACUUUCCGCCAGCCGGAUGUCAAUAUCGGAUAUAUCAUCAUGUGCCAAAUUUUUAUCGCCUUUGCUGGUGGAACGUGCGUCAUAACAGAGCAAAUGGCUGUUAUGGCCGCUACAUCUCAUCAAUAUGUCGCCGUCGUUCUCGCAGUUGAAUCCAUGUUUGCAAACAUCGGCGGCGCAAUCGGUCAAACCGUUGCCGCUGCAAUCUGGACCGGAGUAUUCCCCCAAAGAUUAGCUGAGUACCUACCUGACGAGGCCAAGGCCAACGCCACCCUCAUAUACGGAGAUCUUACGGUACAAAAAUCGUAUCCAGUUGGAAGCCUUGAAAGAAUUGCCAUUAACAGAGCCUAUGGUGAUGGGCAAAAAUAUAUGCUUAUAGGAGGUACUGCGAUUCUGGCUGUCGGCCUUGGAGCUACCAUGAUGUGGAGGGAUAUCAAGGUCAAGGACUUCAAGCAAGUCAAGGGCCUUGUUGUUUAA